Odontomachus brunneus is the source of this 3301-nucleotide messenger RNA. RefSeq names its product ADP-ribosylation factor-like protein 5B (gene Arl5). The record is from RefSeq and is a predicted model, not a curated record. Bases 346 to 885 code for a protein of 179 amino acids. Gene Ontology annotation, biological process: vesicle-mediated transport; protein localization to Golgi membrane; intracellular protein transport. Gene Ontology annotation, molecular function: GTP binding; GTPase activity. Gene Ontology annotation, cellular component: trans-Golgi network; cytoplasm. The transcript has 3 exons. NCBI's taxonomy places the organism in Eukaryota, Metazoa, Arthropoda, Insecta, Hymenoptera, Formicidae.
CCGCGCUCGGGACAUUCGGAUGUUCGUCAAUUGUGCAUGCAACAUGUCGCGCCUCGCUUUAUCGGAUUAGGCGAAGGCUAUUCGCAUUCUCGCGACAUUUCUCUGGUGACCGCGCACUACGACGAUCGUACGAUAACGAAUCAGCAUCUGCUCGUGCUCCAGUGUAACCAUGAGGACGAUUCGCGUGUCAACGUCGCAUCUAUCCCGACGGUCCGUAGUCCAGGAAGCGAACAUAACCCCGAGACAAUGAACCGCCCUGUUUUCGAGGUAUCUUACUAAUCGCGAGUGAGACGGCGGACAGGUGACAUUGAACGGAUAUUCGGCUGAGCCCGCGCCAAGCACAACAUGGGGCUAUUGUUCGCGAAACUAUGGAGCUUCUUCGGCAACGAAGAACAUAAAAUAGUAAUGGUUGGUCUGGACAACGCAGGAAAAACUACAAUAUUGUACCAGUUUCUAAUGAAUGAGGUUGUUCAUACUUCCCCAACCAUUGGCUCCAAUGUGGAAGAAGUGGUGUGGAAGAACAUUCACUUUAUAAUGUGGGAUCUGGGUGGCCAACAAAGUUUAAGAGCUGCCUGGUCCACUUACUAUACGAAUACCGAGUUUAUCAUUAUGGUCAUAGAUAGUACCGACCGAGAGAGGCUCGGUGUCAUUAGGGAAGAAUUGUACUCUAUGUUAAACCACGAGGAGUUAAGCAAGGCUAAUGUUCUGGUCUAUGCUAACAAACAGGAUUUAAAAGGCAGCAUGACUGCAGCAGAGAUCUCCAGACAGUUAGACUUGACGUCCAUCAAGAAGCAUCAGUGGCACAUACAGAGCUGUUGUGCACUUACUGGGGAGGGGCUGUACCAAGGACUAGAGUGGAUUGUGGGGCGCUUGAAAAAGACAUGACGUACAUUAUGAGAGUCGUUCGUAAGAGUUUAACGAAAAAUAUCCAAAAUGUAAAAUAUAUUAUUGAAGAUUAAUUAGUUCGAGCCACUUUGACGGUUAUGCGAAAAUGAAAAGCGGUAUGGACGCUGUCGCGACAUUUCGUUAGUCAUUAUUUUGGUCUCCCGUGUAACUCUCAAAGUGCAUAUCCGGUCACGCCGUUGAAACCACCGCGACCAAACACUUCACAGUGGACGGGCGAAAUCGUUCUUCGGUUACUAACUAUGCGAGACGAACACGACUGCUUGCACGAUGUAAAUAGAAAAAAAAAACAAUAGUAAUUUAAGGAAUGAUUGGAUUGUUCCGAUCGAAAGCCUUUCCGAAUAAUUUUAUAAUACUUGUCCAAAAAAGAAUAAAAAUAAGUGUCAAUAGAAAAAUACGAUGAGAUAUCGUAGACGCGUGUGCUAAGAAGAUUAAGCUAGAAUCAUACGAUGUAUGGUUUCAUGCGUUCCGACAUGCACGCUGACGGCAGCCCAGUUCACAGCGUAGAUCUUUCAAUACACGAUAGCGAUUCAUGCAGUGAACCGAACUGUCGAUUAGCACACAUUGUAAGAAGACAUGAAAUCGUGCAUUGUGUGAUUCUAGCUUAAUGAUUUUUCGCGCGUGACUAAUGUACGCAAAACACACGUUUGGUUUUGUUGUUAUAAUUAAUUGCUCACAAAGUCCGGAACGUGGUUCUUAAUCUACAAUUCGUUAGCUUCCGCAAAGAGAACGUCACAGAUUGCUUACGCAACAGUAUCCGAGGAAAGUUUUCUGCAUCCCGUCCACCUGCGCUCUGCAGUAACCAAGCAGUGGAAAUAGGAAGCGAAGACGGCGGAACUAGUUAUUUGUACUCAUUUGGUGUGAGAGCGAGCGGAACUGUUGCGCAACAACCGAGAAGUGCACCUGUGUACAUAGUUUUUAUACUUCGCGUUAAGAGAGUGAGUUCUGUAAGAAGGAAGGAAAAGCAACGGAUUAGAGAGCAUCGAUUUCACCGACAGAUUUUCAACACGUUCCCGUACGUAAAAGGGUUCCUCGCUCCCCCCCUUCCACGAGUAGGAUUUACGGCAAACUGGACCUGAUCGACCGAUUGAUACAACUUCGAGGAACUUCUCAAGGCAGAACUGUGAACUGCUCUGUGAUAUGUGAAUUCAAUUCUGAGACAGUUUGCAGCUAAUGACUCGCGUGGUACAUACUUGAUUAAUAUUGCGAUGCGCGACGAAAAAGAAAAAAAAAUCGGUAGAACAAUAGGUGGCUGACAAAGCACAGCGGAGAGCCAAUAGUAUAAUACGCUAUGUGAUUCGCGCUGUAUGUCGUGACAGAAAUGUGAAUGACAGAAGAGCUUGGAAUUAACAACACGCUCGCAAAUUUACGCUUGCUCAUCUUGUGGCAUUCCAUUCCACUUCGAGUGUCCAAAAGUCCAGAACGAUUAGAUCUUACUGCUGUUAAUACACAAUUGAUAUAAUUUAAUAUAACAUUAAUAUAUUACAAUUAUAUUUUAAUUUUGUAAUCGUACAAGCGUACUAGCCAAAUGCGAGAUUUGUUCCUCGAUCUCAUUUGUACUCACGAUUACCGCAACAAAAACUGCUAAUGAACGUACGCGAAUUCUAACGUAAUAUCGAAAUUCUUCUCCUUAAUCAACAGCUAUCUUAUUUUUCUUUUUAUUUAAGUAUCUAAGUUAUCGUGAGUGUAACGUGUUUAACUUUUAUGCAGCGUGAAAUACUCUAGUAGGUAAUAUUAAAUAUUGUAGUUAAAAAAGGGAAAAAAAGUGAAUUAUCAACGCUAACUACCGGUUAACGGGUAUACGCGAGAUUUAUUAUAUAGAAAUUGUUAAACAUCACCGCGCGCGCGAAGGAUAAAUGCCGUCUAAUGUCAGAGUGAGAUAAAACUUAGAUAAAAGAAUUGAUGCUAGCUUUCUCAUAUUGAGAAACGGUUUCUUAAAUGUUGACGUAAGAAUGUGUAUCGUAUAUAUUGUUCUAUUCCUUGAAAUUCUACGCGGGAUAUAUCGAAUUUUCGCUCGACGAAUUUUUAUCUUCGACCAUGUUCUCCCUACCCUCGCCCCGCCUCCUACCUUCCCCCUAUUUAACGUGAUUGUGUAAAAAUUUCUCGAAUGUAAAGUACAAGACAUAGGUUGUUUUAACGUCGAUGUUAGCAGAGUGCGGGAGUGCGCGGAUAAAAAUAUGAUCGUGCUCGUUGACGAACUCUUUACACGGUCCGAUCUGCCAGAAUGACGAUUUAAUAUGGUUAAUUAAUGAAACUCAUUUUCGAUUCAUCGAUCUUUAACUAUAAUAUAUUGUAUAAGUCAGGGAAUUCUUUCCUGUACACAACUUUAUUAAAAAUAAUAACGGAGACUCUAAAAAAUAUGCGAUGUAAAAUAAAUUAAAAAGAGUUUCUAUCGGUA